Ostertagia ostertagi is the source of this 273-nucleotide messenger RNA. NCBI's taxonomy places the organism in Eukaryota, Metazoa, Nematoda, Chromadorea, Rhabditida, Trichostrongylidae. The record is from the annotation of a GenBank genome assembly.
AUGCUGUGUACAGAAUGCUGUCCUGCGAAGGAUGAUGAAGGCCUAUCAACCGUUGGCCAACGGCGUCCGCAUGCCACCAGGUACAGUUAUCCGCAAGAUGAGCCGGCACCCUAUUACCCUUCCCCAUACGACUAUCCAGGAUAUCCACCCCAAGACUAUGGACCUGGUCCCUACCCACCUUAUGGCUAUCCUCCGCAAUACUAUCCACCUGAAGGUUAUCCACCUCAAUACUAUCCACCUGAAGGUUACCCACCUGAAGGCUAUCCACCUCAA